This is a messenger RNA of Hypomesus transpacificus, 939 nucleotides long. Its product is annotated as odorant receptor 131-2-like. Gene Ontology annotation, molecular function: G protein-coupled receptor activity. The coding region runs from base 1 to 939 and encodes 312 amino acids. The record is from RefSeq and is a predicted model, not a curated record. The transcript has a single exon. Gene Ontology annotation, cellular component: membrane. NCBI's taxonomy places the organism in Eukaryota, Metazoa, Chordata, Actinopteri, Osmeriformes, Osmeridae. Gene Ontology annotation, biological process: G protein-coupled receptor signaling pathway.
AUGGUUGAAAACAACACAACUGCUGCAAGAAAUGCUAGCACAUCCUUACAGAAAGCAAUCAAUGUGAAUGUCAUGGUAGUGCAGGUGCUAAUUGGAAUAUUCCUGUCUAUCAAUUUCCUGCUCAUCUUAACUUUCUUCAGAAGAGAAAUAUUUUACACAAAUGCACGCUAUAUCUUAUUCGCUCAUACACUGCUGGCUGACAGUCUUUUCCUGAUUCUGACUGACAUCCUUCUGAACCUGAUCUAUUUCAGAAUCACUAUGCCAGCUUGGUUGUGUCUAAUCAUUUGUACUGUAUUGAUUGUGUUGACCUUUGUCACUCCUCUAACCCUGACAGCCAUGAGUCUGGAGCACUACGUGGCUAUCUGCAUGCCCCUGCGAUAUGGAGAGCUUUCUACUCCUCGCAGAGCUAUACACUGUAUCUUUAUCAUCCACAGCCUCAGCUCCAUACAGGCCAUCAUAACAGAUUCUAUGUUCUUUGCCUCUGUUCCUCUUGCCUUCUACGUGCAAUACAAGUUGUGUACUUUGGAGAUGCUUGUGAUCCAUCCGUGGCAGGGUCACCUCACAUCUGCUAUAAGCCAGUUCUACUUCCUAGUCAUGUCUGUCACAAUUGUUUUCAUUUAUGUUAAAAUCAUGUCUGUUGCCAAAGAAGCGUCGGUAGAGAAUAAGACAUCCACCUCCAAAGGUCUCAGAACUGUGAUCCUACAUGGUGUACAGCUGAUCCUCUGUCUGAUACAGUUAUGGUGCCCCUUCGUUGAGACUGCUAUAAUACAGAUAGAUUUGAGAUUGUAUAUUGAUGUCAGGUACUUUAAUUACAUUGCUUUUAUUCUGGCCCCAAGGUGUCUCAGUCCACUGGUUUAUGGCCUGAGGGAUGAAACGUUUUACCAUGCACUGAAAGAGAUUAUAUUGUGUGGGUUCAGAAGAAAAAAAGUAUUUGUAUAA